Messenger RNA from Centropristis striata (black sea bass), 1150 nucleotides. It is a transcript of the gene akr1a1a, whose product is annotated as aldo-keto reductase family 1, member A1a (aldehyde reductase). The coding region runs from base 87 to 1061 and encodes 324 amino acids. Gene Ontology annotation, cellular component: cytosol. The transcript is spliced from 9 exons. The record is from RefSeq and is a predicted model, not a curated record. Gene Ontology annotation, biological process: aldehyde catabolic process. Gene Ontology annotation, molecular function: aldose reductase (NADPH) activity. Lineage: Eukaryota; Metazoa; Chordata; Actinopteri; Perciformes; Serranidae.
GCCUGUUAAAAUCCAUUUGGACAGUUAACCUCAGCUGAUCACCGCUUCAUCUACCAGAGCGACCCACAGGUCUUCAAGGUUGAACCAUGAGCGCCUUCGUGACUCUGUCGACAGGCCAGAGGAUGCCCGUGGUCGGGCUCGGCACUUGGAAGAGCGCUCCAGGACAGGUGAAGCAGGCGGUGCUGGCAGCUUUAGACUGUGGGUACAGACACAUCGACUGUGCUGCUGCAUACAGCAAUGAAGAGGAGGUGGGAGAAGCUCUGUCUGUCAGGGUCGGCCCUGGGAAGGCUCUGCGUCGUGACGAGCUGUUUGUAACAUCCAAACUGUGGAACACAAAACACGACCCUGACGAUGUUGAGGAGGCGUGCAGGACCAGUCUGGCCCACCUGGGUCUCUCCUAUUUGGACCUGUACCUCAUGCACUGGCCCAUGGCAUUUCAGCGAGGGAAGGAGCUGAUGCCUCGACGGGAGGAUGGAAGUAUUUGUUACUCUGACACUCACUACAGAGAUACCUGGGCAGCUAUGGAGAGCCUGGUGGACAAAGGUCUUGUCAAAGCCAUAGGACUGUCCAACUUUAAUGCCAGGCAGGUUGAUGACAUCAUCAGCAGGGCCAGACAUUUACCUGUGGUGAACCAGGUAGAAUGCCAUCCUUAUUUGUCCCAGUCAGAUCUUCUGUCUCACUGUCGGUCAGUGGCAGUGUGUGUGACAGCCUACAGUCCCCUGGGCAGCGGGGACAGACCCUGGGCCACUCCUGAUGAACCAAGUCUGCUGCAGGAUUCUCGACUGGGAGCUAUUGCCCAGAGAUACCAGAAAACACCUGCUCAGGUCAUACUCAGGUGGCAUGUUCAGAGGGGUGUCGUGUGUAUCCCUAAAAGCGUGACACCUUCCAGGAUCCAGCAGAACUUGCAGGUGUUUGACUUUUUUCUGUCAGAAGACGACAUGAAGCAGAUAGAGUCCUUCAACUGCAACAAGCGAUUCAUCGUCCCUACAGUCGAGAGAGAUGGCAAGAGAGUUUGGAGGGAUGGAGAACAUCCUCAUUUCCCCUUCAAUGAUCUGUACUGAGUCUAUACAGGAGGAAUGCAACUUUUUAAUUUCAAAUGAGUGUCACUCACUGAAGAACCCAAAAAUAAACAGAAUAUGAUGAAAAUAUA